AUGGAAAGUGAAAGCCAAGAAAAAGAGGAGGAGAUAAGUAAUUUUCUAUUUGAUAUCAUGAAGGACUACAGUGACUCUGUGAUACCACCACUGUCACAAAUAUCAACUUUGCAUGAGCCUGAAAUUGUGUGUGUUGAAAAGGGUUCGAGCUCAAGAAAGCGUGGGAGGCCACCAAAAGGCACGGCUAGAAGUGAGAGUGUCCAGAAAGAGAGAGAUAGGAGGGUAAAGAUGAGUCAGAAUUAUAAUUAUCUUCAGUUAAAUGUCCCUGAUCUCUUUCCCAAGGCUACAAGGGAGAAGAUAGUUUCUGAAACUGCGAAGUAUAUAAUUCUUCUUGAAGAAAAGAAAAGGCAGUUGGAGAAGCUUAAGGAAUCAUCAAAAUCAAUGGCACCAAUUAGAGGGACAGUUCCUAACUCGAAUUUCUCUGACAAUGUCAUCGUCUCUAGCAAUGUCACAUUUUUUGGGAUUCAAACGUUGAUGAAACAAGGCCUAUUGACAAAGAUUUUCAUGGUGUUUCAUAAGCACCAAGCAGAAGUCUUGGCGGCAAAUGUUGCAGUUAAUCAUGGGCAAGUAAUGGUUACAAUUACAGCGUGUGUUAAUGGCAAUGGAGGCAAUACCGUUGAGAAGAUUAAGAAGGAGAUUUUGAUUUUAUAGGUUUCAAUUGUCUUUUUUCAAGUAAAUAUAUUUUUAAUACGGAUUA
This is a messenger RNA of Quercus lobata, 697 nucleotides long. RefSeq lists its product as uncharacterized. The transcript has 2 exons. Lineage: Eukaryota; Viridiplantae; Streptophyta; Magnoliopsida; Fagales; Fagaceae. Gene Ontology annotation, biological process: regulation of DNA-templated transcription; endosperm development. Gene Ontology annotation, molecular function: protein dimerization activity; DNA-binding transcription factor activity. The record is from RefSeq and is a predicted model, not a curated record. The coding region runs from base 1 to 651 and encodes 216 amino acids.